GUGUAGGGUGGGCUGGGAAGGAUGAGAUGGAGGGAUCCUGAAGUUGAAGGAAAAAUCUCUAAAAGAAAGUAAAAAGAAAAGAUAGAAUUGUAAGGACCCAGUCUUCUCCAUCUCUGUACAUUCCUGUCUAGCCCUCACCCAGCCAUGGGCUGUGAGGAGAGGCUGGGAAUAAGAGAAGAAUGAAUCUCAGAUAAGGGAAGCCACUAGGUUACACAUCCGAGGGCUAGCUAUCUCUGCUGACCCGGACAGCAUUCUUGAAAUCUUCUCCCAGAGCCAAUAGGAAAGUAGCACUCCAGCAGGCUACGCUCACAGAAAUGAAUCCUAAGGAGAAGAAGGAGGGCCUCCCUUCUGACAACGUGAAGAUGAAGUUCAGCCCCUAGAAGAAGGAGGGCGGCCCCUCUCUGCCCUGCUGUCAGACUCCUCAGUCUAUACAACUGCUCGGUGGAAGGGGGCCACGAAGCUGGGAGUGGGCCAUGAUAUUCCUCAUUAUCAGAGAGUUAGCAGCCCAAGUCCUGGAAGAUAAGGGAGUUGGAUUUGGACUUGUGGACUCCGAGAAAGACGCGGCUGUGGCCAAGAAACUGGGUUUGACGGAGGAAGACAGUGUGUAUGUGUUCAAAGGGGACGAGGUCAUAGAGUACGAUGGCGAGUUAUCUGCAGAUACCCUGGUCGAGUUUCUGCUUGAUGUCCUGGAGGAUCCCGUGGAGCUAAUCGAGGGCGAGCGGGAGCUGCAAGCAUUUGAGAACAUUGAGGAUGAGAUCAAACUUAUUGGCUACUUCAAGAAUGAGGACUCAGAACAUUACAAGGCCUAUGAGGAUGCAGCUGAAGAAUUUCAUCCCUACAUCCCCUUCUUUGCCACCUUUGACAGCAAGGUGGCUAAGAAGCUGACCCUGAAGAUGAAUGAAAUUGAUUUCUAUGAGGCCUUCAUGGAUGAACCAGUGACCAUCCCAGACAAGCCCAACAGUGAGGAGGAGAUUGUCAACUUUGUGGAGGAGCACAAGAGGUCAACCCUGAGGAAGCUGAAACCUGAAAGCAUGUACGAGACUUGGGAAGAUGACCUAGAUGGCAUCCACAUAGUGGCUUUUGCAGAGGAGGAUGACCCUGAUGGCUAUGAGUUCUUAGAGACCCUCAAAUCUGUGGCCCAGGACAACACAGAAAACCCUGAUCUCAGCAUUAUCUGGAUCGACCCUGAUGACUUCCCCUUGCUUGUCCCAUACUGGGAGAAGACAUUUGACAUCGACUUAUCAGCCCCACAGAUUGGAGUUGUCAACGUGACAGAUGCUGACAGUAUUUGGAUGGAGAUGGAUGAUGAGGAGGACCUGCCUUCAGCUGAUGAGUUGGAGGACUGGCUGGAAGAUGUGCUGGAGGGUGAAAUCAACACUGAAGAUGACGACGACGAUGAUGACGAUGACGACGAUGAUGAUGAUGAUGACUAGGUGUCAUGGUGACCACUCCUCAGCCCCUUCCUGCUCGGGCCCCCUUACUGAGCCCCUCCAUCUGGGGUACCAAGCAGGACCCUGGUCAGGGACUCUUCUGGAACAGCCUCAUGGUGUCUUUAAUUCCCCUCGGGGAAUACACUGAGGAAAGGAGCUACCUGCCUUCCCAUUUUCCUUCCCUUCUGACCUCCAUCUUUAACCCUAUCUCUCCCUUUCCUGAUUUUCUCUAUGGUCUUUCCUUGCAUUCUUCUCUUGAUCCCCCUCCCUGUGUUCCCCCCAACUUUCUCCUCAAAUUCUCUCCUUGUUCACCUCUCAUCCUGUUUUCCUCUGACUAUGCCCUGUUCCUUGACUAGGGAGGGGGAGUGCGGUGCUAGGUUUGGGGCCACAUCUCAGCCGCUUCCUGUUAAUUUAUUUGGGUCAAAUUAGAAGUCUCAAUAAAGGGAUCUGGGGCAGUGUC
Sarcophilus harrisii (Tasmanian devil) is the source of this 1890-nucleotide messenger RNA. RefSeq names its product calsequestrin 1 (gene CASQ1). The transcript has 13 exons. Gene Ontology annotation, cellular component: sarcoplasmic reticulum lumen. NCBI's taxonomy places the organism in Eukaryota, Metazoa, Chordata, Mammalia, Dasyuromorphia, Dasyuridae. The record is from RefSeq and is a predicted model, not a curated record. The coding region runs from base 474 to 1433 and encodes 319 amino acids. Gene Ontology annotation, biological process: regulation of skeletal muscle contraction by regulation of release of sequestered calcium ion. Gene Ontology annotation, molecular function: calcium ion binding.